UGCACCUAACAAACUGUCACAGGUGAAUGAACACCGAUUGACGGAUCUCGGUGCACCCAAGAAAGUUGGACCGCGGUGGCUCACAGUAUCCAAAAUGGCUUUGCCAUUUGCAUUUCUUCCGUCGGGACUGCACGGGAAAAAGUCGUCGAGACGAGACUCGGGGAUCUCCGACGACGAUGACGUAGAGUUGACGGAAGCAUUUGAGAAGGGUUUGCGGGAAAUCAAUGAGAACUCGGAGACAAGGAAUCUGAAAUUGGAAGAACUACGUAAUCUGCUUAAAUCGAGACCCGAUAUACGGUUCCGAUCGGAUGACGCUUUCUUGUUGCGAUUCUUGCGCAACAAGAAAUUCGACGUAGAGCGCUCGUUCAACAAAAUCGUCCGGUAUUACGAAGUACGUCGCGACUAUACGGAUAUAUUUGGCACUUUUGAACCCAUGCAACAUAAGUACGUAUUCGACGCAGAGAUGGAAAUGGUCUGCCCGGGGAGGGACAAGGAAGGGCGAAGAGUGGUCAUCGCACGCAACUCAAGGUGGGAUCCGGACCGUUAUGAGGUAGCUGAUGGGUUCCGGGGAUCACUCAUGAUGAUCGAAAAGCUGCUGGAAGAAGAGGAAACACAGGUAAACGGAAUGGUAUUCGUCGCCGACUUCGAAGCCUUCUCCAUGAAACAUAUGACAAUGGUGAAACCAUCUAUGAUGAAGAAAAUGACUGAUAUAUACGAGAAUGCACUUCCUCUUCGUAUCAGAGCUGUCCACUUUGUGCGCCAACCUGCUCUAUUUCAGAAAUUGUUUAAUCUUGUCAAGGGGCUGCUUAGUUCAAAAUUAACGAGCAGGUUACAUUUUCAUGGCGAGGAAUACGGUAGUUUACAUCAAUUCAUACCAUCAUCCAUGCUACCGGCCGACCUUGGCGGUCAGUUACCAGAAUUUUCCAACAAAGAAUGGAGAGACAAAUUGCUUGCCUCGAACGAGGAGUUCAAGGAGAACAACAAAUACGGCUUCCCUUUAAAGAACGAGACCAUGUUACGUCACUCAGGAACGAAUGACAACCACGUGGAGUGCUUGCCGAGCGCUGGCAUUGCAGGAACGUUCAAGAAGAUUGACGAUUAAACAACUAAUACACUAACGCGGGCAAUGCAAUUAACGUCA
Saccoglossus kowalevskii is the source of this 1141-nucleotide messenger RNA. Its product is annotated as retinaldehyde-binding protein 1-like. NCBI's taxonomy places the organism in Eukaryota, Metazoa, Hemichordata, Enteropneusta, Harrimaniidae. Gene Ontology annotation, molecular function: phosphatidylinositol bisphosphate binding. The record is from RefSeq and is a predicted model, not a curated record. Gene Ontology annotation, cellular component: membrane.